Messenger RNA from Myxozyma melibiosi, 1221 nucleotides. RefSeq names its product putative short chain dehydrogenase/ reductase. The transcript has 2 exons. The coding region runs from base 295 to 1068 and encodes 257 amino acids. Lineage: Eukaryota; Fungi; Ascomycota; Lipomycetes; Lipomycetales; Lipomycetaceae. The record is from RefSeq and is a predicted model, not a curated record. Gene Ontology annotation, molecular function: oxidoreductase activity.
GCCAGCGCUCGUCAGGGCCGAACAGACGAUGAGACGAUAAGAGGAGCUACUGAUAACAGAAACAAGAAUAUCUACUAACAACCGCCUCUGCUACACCUUCACGCAUCAGCAGCAAACAGGUCCGGGAAGAAGCGUCGAGGCCGAGCAGAUCGCGGUCGUCGGAGCAACUAAAACAAGACCAUCGCCGGUUUUUAGUGCGUCCGACGACCGCAUAAAUCGAGCCCCUCCUCCACCUCGGCUGCCUCUUCACCACCUCUGCUCACCAACACUUCUCACUCAUCGUUCAUCAACACAAUGGCAUCUUACGCAGGAAUCAAAGGCCGCGUCUACGUCGUCACCGGCGCCGCGUCCGGCAUCGGCCGCGCGACGGUCCUCAAACUGGCCCAGCUCGGUGCGAAGGGCGUCGCCAUCAGCGAUCUCAACGAGGCCGGUCUGGAGGAGACAAAGAAGCUGGCGGCAGAGUACGCCACGAAGAUCGUGAACACAAAGCUCGACGUCAGCAAGAUCUCCGAGAUCGAGGCGUGGAUCGAUGCGUCGGUCAAGGAGUUUGGCCAGUUGGACGGCGCUGCGAACGUUGCUGGUCUGGCUGGUGGUGACGGCAACACCACCGUUGCUACUCUGGACCAAUCGGUGUGGGACCGCACGCUCGGCGUCAACCUGACGGGCCUGAUGGCGUGCAUGCGCCGAGAACUCAAGUACCUUCCCCAGCCCGGCGGCGCUAUCGUGAACGUCGCGUCGACGGCCGGUCUGCGCGGUCUUCCUCUGUCUGCGGCCUACUCGACGUCCAAGUUCGGCGUGGUCGGUCUGACGCAGUCAGCGGCGGGUGAGUUUGGCGAGAAGGGCGUGCGCAUCAACGCGGUGUGCCCUGGGCCGAUCGAUACUGCGAUCUUCCGAGACGGCGAGAAGAAGGGACUGUUUGACGCGAAUAUCAUGAGCGCGGGCACGUACCUGAAGCGGAUGGGCAAGGCGAGUGAGAUUGCGAAUGUGAUUGUGUUUCUGCUGAGCGAAGAUUCGUCGUUUGUGUGCGGUUCUGCGUGGGCUGCGGAUGGCGGAUAUACUGCUCAUUAGAUGCUUAUUAGUCUGCUUCUGCUGUAUGUAGGUAGUCGUUAAACGAAGUUGCUUCGAACAGUUAUGAUAGUUGAUAGUUGUAGGGUUUGAUGAUUAUCAUUAAUCGUGCGGCUCUUCAGCGAACUAUGGAGAAGAGAGAAGAGAAGAGAAGAG